GAACGGGUACCAUGAGGAUACUUAUAUUGGUUUGUGUGGUUUGCCUUCUUGGUGUGACCGAUGCAAGAUCCCGCAAAAAGACAACGAAAGACGACAUCACUUAUGAAGGACCCAAAACGAAACACAAGAAAGUACCAACGGCAAUUUUGGCCAUUGAAAUCGUUGAUCCAAAUGAAAAUAAAACGUCCACCAGAAAUUCUAAACGUACCAUCGAAUCAUCACUAGGUUAUGGUUACCAACAACCAAAGUAUGAGGUUUAUAAGUAUUCCCAGCACGAUAUACCACCUUAUCGAGGAAACAAGAAUGUUUUUAGUGGUUCUUCUUCGAAAAAUUCUGAUUUACUAGUACAAAAAUCAAUUGCUUACACUCUUCCAAGUCAAAAGUAUACACAAGUAGAUACCGGCGUAAGUCAACAAUAUCAACCAGGAACGAGGUUGUAUUCAACUCUAGACCAGCAAGGACAAAUCAGUCAGUUAAGCACACACGCCCCUCAGGGAUAUCAAGGAUUACACGUCCCUGUUGUUAUUUUAAGAGUUUACCCUAAUCAAUUAACAGAUUCAGGCUCAAGUCUUCACGCCAACCUACCUAAAUCUCAUCCUUUAGCUUCCAAUAUUAAUUCUUUAGAUAUACAAUCGUUGUUGAAUAACUAUCUGCAAAAUUCCCAACUUCAAAUGUACCACCAACAGGCACAAGUCUACCAACAACCAAUCUACCAAACCCAGGGCUACCCACAACAAAAUUAUCAACAACAAGAGCAAGCGUACGAAUAUGAAACGCCAGCUGGUCAAAGCUAUAACGAAGAACCCGGUCAAAGUUACACCGCCCCUCAAUCCACCCAAAGUUACACCCCAAGUUACAGAGAAAACUCCAAAGGUGAAUUGCUGACGCACGAAAACUAUCCCAGCAACGCCCACACUAAAGUCAUCUUCAAGAACCACAACGGCGAAAUCAGGAACUCCCACCGCGACCACAGCACACCACAGCCUGUACAAACUAAAAACAUCAACGUCCACGUACCAGCCGGAAUACAGGAGGUGAAAGUGGAAGAAUCCGAAGUCCCGUACCAAGCGUCACCAACACAGGAGCAACAACAACCUCAACAGCAAUACUAUUACUACCAGUAUCAACAACCUCAAGGUUACGUACAACAGCAGGAACAGCAACAGCAACAGUACGAAGAACCAACCCAGCAUUACUCGGGUAAACCCAUAGUCGUGGCCGACCCUCAAGUCUACGAACAACCCCAGGAGCCCCCGGUACCGCACGAAGUGUACGGCAACCCGAACGUGCAGUACGUGACAGCUCAGCAAUACUCGGCGGCUUCGAAUUACUACAAUCAGCUACAGUACGACCCCGCUUUGUACCAACAGGCUGAAAACGCUUACGGCACCGAAACUCCGGUUGCUUACGUAACGCCGGUCAGGAACCAGAACAGGAAGUUGAGGAGUAAAAAGAGGAACGCCCCCAAAAGACAGAAAACUGAAGAGAAACAAUAGUUUUAGUCGAUCGUUGUAUAUAAUAGUUUCAAAUUGAUUUGUUGGAGAAGCCAUUUCAAUACAAAGAAUUUUGUGCAAUAUUAGGGUAAGAUUUUGUAAUCUACAUGUACAUUUUAUGUGCAAUAUUCACAAAUUAUAUUUAUUUAUUAUAUGAAAUUCGCUUGUGUAUAUAUGAUGUUGUUGUAACUAUGUAACCUUGACUCAAUGUGUGUAAAGGGUUGUAAGAGAUGUUUUUAAUAUGAAUUGAUUAAAUGGUUUGUUAUU
This is a messenger RNA of Aethina tumida (small hive beetle), 1760 nucleotides long. Its product is annotated as heat shock protein DDB_G0288861. The record is from RefSeq and is a predicted model, not a curated record. The transcript has 2 exons. Lineage: Eukaryota; Metazoa; Arthropoda; Insecta; Coleoptera; Nitidulidae. Bases 12 to 1496 code for a protein of 494 amino acids.